Molecule: messenger RNA, 965 nt
Organism: Nematocida parisii ERTm1
Lineage: Eukaryota; Fungi; Microsporidia
Exons: 1
Coding region: 1-933 (310 amino acids)
Biological process (GO): transcription open complex formation at RNA polymerase II promoter; transcription initiation at RNA polymerase II promoter
Cellular component (GO): transcription factor TFIIE complex
Source: RefSeq, a predicted model, not a curated record
AUGUCAUCUGCGAACAGCCCAAUGGAAGAGCUGAUCAAGCGAAUAACAAGAAUGUUCUAUGAGCCGCACCACGUGGUCAUAAUGGACAUAAUGCUGAACCACAUGGUACUCUCUGAAGACGACCUGGCAGACAAGAUGAAGCUUCUUCCAAGGGAGUUUAACCGGCUGGCAGUAAAACUGAAGGACGACAAGAUCCUCUCCUCUGUCACCACAAACGAUAUAAAGCCAGAUGGCAUGCAGACAACAAAGACUACAUUCUCUUUAAACUUUGCACAGAUCAUUAAUAUUGUGAAGUACAAGAUAUUUGUCAUGACAAAACAGCUUGAGACUAAAAUGCGUGAUAAAGAAACAAAAAUCAUGUAUCACUGCGAGAAGUGCGACAUAUCCCACUCUCUUCUGGACGUGCAGUCUCUUCUGGACAGCACCACAUUUACAUUCAGGUGCAGCGACUGUGGAAGCGAGCUGAAAGAGAAGAAGGAAAGUUCUGAAAAUGAGAAGACGCUUGCUUCAGAUAUAUUCAAAAAGCUAAUGGAAGAAGUAAAUUGCAUUAUUAUUCUGCUAAAGGAAAUAGAAAGCCUUGGAAUAGAAUCUGCGCCAAGAAAGUCCUCUGCUAUGCAAGAGGAUGCAGACGCGCCCGAAGAGCAGGGCAGAGAGUACUCCACUAAUAAAUUACUAUUUGCAGAGGAGGAGACUGAAGAAAAAAUAAGCAUACCAGAAAUAGAAAUUGAAAGCGAAAAAGAAGCAGCAGUUAUUUCAAAUGAGAAGGAAGAAGGAGCAAAUGACCCAACUAGCAAGAAUUCUGAAAUAGGCAUGGAAACAGUUGAGGUAGAAGGAGUGCCUAAGCUGUACAAAGACAUAACAGAAGAAGACAAGGAGAGAAUGAGUGAAAGUGAGUACGAAAGGUACUUUGAGAUAUACGAAAAGAAUAAUUAGACUUAAAUCUACAAAUGUUCGUGCAGUAUUUC